AUGUUGGCUUCGCGUUUGUCGAGGGCUCUUCCCCGAGCUUCCCCUCUUGCCGCUCGAUCGGCUGCCUUCACCCGAUCUCCUCUGGCCUCCAGGUUCGCUCGUUAUGAGUCCACUGAGUCCGAUGGCAAGGUCCAGGGUGCCGUGAUCGGUAUCGAUCUUGGCACCACCAACUCUGCCGUCGCCAUCAUGGAGGGCAAGGUUCCUCGCAUCAUUGAGAACGCUGAAGGUGCCCGAACUACCCCUUCAGUCGUUGCUUUCGCCGAGGAUGGUGAGCGACUCGUCGGUGUCGCUGCUAAGCGUCAGGCCGUCGUUAACCCAGAGAACACCCUCUUCGCUACCAAGCGAUUAAUAGGACGAAAGUUCAAGGAUGCUGAGGUUCAGCGCGAUAUCAAGGAGGUUCCUUACAAGAUUGUUCAGCACACCAACGGCGACGCCUGGGUCGCUGCCCGUGGCCAGAACUACUCUCCCUCUCAGAUCGGUGGUUUCGUCCUCAACAAGAUGAAGGAGACCGCCGAGGCGUACCUCUCUAAGCCUAUCAAGAACGCCGUCGUCACCGUCCCCGCCUACUUCAACGACUCUCAGCGACAGAGCACCAAGGACGCUGGUCAAAUUGCCGGCCUCAACGUCCUCCGUGUCGUCAACGAGCCUACUGCCGCCGCUCUUGCCUACGGUCUCGAGAAGGAGGCUGACAGCAUUGUCGCUGUCUACGAUCUUGGUGGUGGUACCUUCGAUAUCUCCAUCCUUGAGAUCCAGAACGGUGUUUUCGAGGUCAAGUCCACCAACGGUGAUACCCAUCUCGGUGGUGAAGAUUUCGAUAUCCACCUUGUUCGACACCUUGUCCAGGACUUCAAGAAGACUUCCGGCAUUGACCUGUCUGGCGACCGCAUGGCUAUCCAGCGUAUCCGUGAGGCUGCUGAGAAGGCCAAGAUCGAGCUUUCUUCUUCUCUCUCCACCGAUAUCAACCUUCCCUUCAUCACUGCCGACUCUUCUGGCCCCAAGCACAUUAACAUGAAGCUCAGCCGAGCUCAGCUUGAGAAGAUGGUCGACCCUCUUAUCAGCCGCACCAUCGAGCCUGUCCGCAAGGCUCUUAAGGAUGCUGGCCUCUCCGCUAAGGAGAUCCAGGAGGUUAUCCUCGUUGGUGGUAUGACCCGUAUGCCCAAGGUCGCUGAGUCCGUUAAGGGCAUUUUCGGCCGAGACCCCGCCAAGUCCGUCAACCCCGAUGAGGCUGUCGCCAUUGGUGCCGCUAUCCAGGGUGCUGUUCUCUCUGGUGAGGUCAAGGACCUUCUCCUCCUCGAUGUUACUCCUCUGUCCCUCGGUAUUGAGACCCUCGGUGGUGUCUUCACCCGUUUGAUCAACCGUAACACUACUAUCCCCACCAAGAAGUCCCAGGUCUUCUCUACUGCCGCCGACUUCCAGACCGCCGUCGAGAUCAAGGUCUACCAGGGUGAGCGUGAGCUCGUCAAGGACAACAAGAUGCUCGGAAACUUCCAGCUUGUUGGUAUCCCCCCUGCUCACCGUGGUGUUCCUCAAGUCGAGGUUACCUUCGACAUUGACGCUGAUUCCAUCGUCCACGUCCACGCCAAGGACAAGUCCACCAACAAGGACCAGUCCAUCACCAUUGCCUCCGGUUCCGGUCUCUCUGAGAGCGAGAUCGAGCAGAUGGUUGAGGACUCUGAGAAGUACGCUGAGGCUGAUAAGGAGCGCAAGGGUGCCAUCGAGGCUGCCAACCGCGCCGACAGCGUCUUGAACGACACUGAGCGUGCUCUCAACGAGUAUGCCGACAAGCUCGACAAGACCGAGGCUGACUCCAUCAAGGAGAAGCUCACCACUCUCCGCGAGUUCGUCGCCAAGAACCUCUCUGGUGAGGGUACCGCUACCGCUGCCGAGAUCAAGGAGAAGACCGAUGAGCUCCAGGUUGCCAGCUUGAACCUCUUCGACAAGAUGCACAAGGCCCGCAACGACAACAGCGGCGAGCAGUCCUCUUCCGAGCAAUCUCAGGAGGGUGAGAAGAAGGAUGAGACCAAGCCUUAAAUGACUUGAUCUGUGUUAUAAAAAAAUAUGUUCCAAUAUCCCAGGAGCAGGUAUCUGUGCGGCUCAGAUACCUUGACCUCCCCAUGUAUUUCACUGUAUUCAUAUCCCGCCCAGCCGCUUUUACACUUUUUACCGAUAUCUUGUUUCAGGGUUGGCAGACCAGGCGUUGGAGCUAUAAAACCUCUAUUGAGAGAUGAUAUCUUUGGUUGUUUUUUCGAGAUGAUGUCACGCAAUGGGGGAUCAUGUUGAAUAUAUGUAUCACGACUAGCCUUUCUUAGGUAGACUAAUCACACAUCCCCCCUCAAAUAA
Molecule: messenger RNA, 2340 nt
Organism: Fusarium graminearum PH-1
Lineage: Eukaryota; Fungi; Ascomycota; Sordariomycetes; Hypocreales; Nectriaceae
Product: heat shock protein SSC1
Exons: 2
Coding region: 1-2031 (676 amino acids)
Biological process (GO): protein refolding; cellular response to unfolded protein
Cellular component (GO): cytoplasm; mitochondrion
Molecular function (GO): ATP-dependent protein folding chaperone; heat shock protein binding; misfolded protein binding
Source: RefSeq, a predicted model, not a curated record